GCACCGUCAAGAAAAAGGAAAGCCACUCUUUUGUCUCCAUGGACACUCAACUUCCUCCAAGCAGUUCUUAGUCCUUGUAGCGCAGCAGCGGGCUCUUGCCAUCCACUUAAUAAUUCAUCAGGUCGGUCUCUGAGCUUUGAGCCUGCAGCGCUCACCAACUUUUCCCCCUCUAACUUUCGCAGCAGCAGUCGGCUGUUUCAGCAACUCUCCUUUUAUACUUCAAACGGUUGGUACAGAGGCAGAGGAAAACAGGCUCAGGCACUUUGUGAGCAUCUUGUGUGUGUUUGUGCGUGUGUGAGUGAGUGUGUGUGAGGACAGUGGAUGAAAGGUGUGUGUGUGUGUGUUGUCUGGGCAUCCUGCUCUUAUUCUUGGACUUGGAACCCAUUGUUAAAAGCACAGCUCUUGUGGGACUGGACGAGCGAGUGGCGGCGUGAGAAGCACUCUGGAGGCCACGGAGAGGCUCUUAUGGGAAGUACGUCUCGUCUGUGAGCACCGCUGGUGAAAGCAGUGUUUAGGCUGUUGUAGGGGCUGUCUGUGCACCCGUGGAUUCUCUCUCAUCAUGGCUGGCUGUACCAGCCGCUGCAGACAGGGGGUACUAAAGCUCAUUCAGUCCCUUCAGAGGCUUGUCUCGGGAACCCUCAGCAAGGAUAAGAUAGAUGAUGAAUUAGAGAUGACAAUGGUCUGCCAUCGGCCGGAGGGUCUCGAGCAGCUCGAGGCGAAGACAAACUUCACCAAGCAAGAGCUACAAGUCCUUUACAGAGGCUUCAAAAAUGAGUGUCCAAGUGGAGUAGUGAAUGAGGAGACAUUUAAACACAUUUAUGCACAGUUUUUUCCACAUGGAGAUCCCAGCACAUAUGCACAUUAUCUCUUCAAUGCGUUUGACACCAGAAAUAAUGGAUCCAUAAAGUUUGAGGACUUUGUGAUGGGACUAUCUACUUUACUGCGGGGGACGGUCAGAGACAAACUGGAAUGGACAUUUCAUCUCUAUGACAUUAACAAAGAUGGAUUUAUCAAUAAGGAGGAAAUGACAGAGAUAGUGAGAGCCAUCUAUGACAUGAUGGGGAAGUACACGUAUCCGGCUUUAAAGGGGGAUGUACCAAAGCAGCAUGUGGAUGCCUUCUUUGAGAAAAUGGACAAAAACAAAGAUGGAGUUGUAACAUUGGAGGAGUUUGUGCUUGCCUGUCAGGAGGAUGAAAACAUGAUGAGAUCCAUGCAGCUCUUUGAAAAUGUGAUGUAGAGAAGCUCCACCAGAAGAAGAAAAGAACAAAA
Molecule: messenger RNA, 1269 nt
Organism: Sinocyclocheilus rhinocerous
Lineage: Eukaryota; Metazoa; Chordata; Actinopteri; Cypriniformes; Cyprinidae
Gene: kcnip1b
Product: Kv channel interacting protein 1 b
Exons: 8
Coding region: 560-1237 (225 amino acids)
Biological process (GO): regulation of potassium ion transmembrane transport
Cellular component (GO): voltage-gated potassium channel complex
Molecular function (GO): calcium ion binding; potassium channel regulator activity; transmembrane transporter binding
Source: RefSeq, a predicted model, not a curated record